This is a messenger RNA of Hyla sarda, 445 nucleotides long. RefSeq names its product histone H2B type 3-B-like. The record is from RefSeq and is a predicted model, not a curated record. Bases 138 to 440 code for a protein of 100 amino acids. Lineage: Eukaryota; Metazoa; Chordata; Amphibia; Anura; Hylidae. The transcript has 3 exons. Gene Ontology annotation, molecular function: protein heterodimerization activity.
GACUACUUCUGUUCUGUGGGGUGGAUGAGAACACAAGAUACAACGUGACCCGAGAUGCUCUGUCCACAAUGCGGUCCAGAGAAACUAGACAAAAUGUGAACAUCUACAUCCCUUAUUGUGACUCUGAAUAACCCAGUAUGAAGUUCUCUCCUGCAUCACUGAACAAAAUGGAAGCGGGGAGCCAGAGAUCUGCGGAGAAGAAAGGCCGAGGAAAGUCCAAGAACUACUCCAGGUUCAUCUACAAGGUUUUAAAGCAGGGCCCUCAGGAGCAGAGCGUCUGUCUGUCCAAGGAAUCCGACCUGAUCUUCACCAUAGCGUCUGAAGCCGCCAGGCUGUCCUUAUAUAACAAGAGGAGAACCAUCACCAGGCGGGAGGUGGAGUCUGCAGUGCAGAACAUCACAACCUCGGGGCGCUCCACACACUCUGCAGCCACAGAAUGAAAAAU